Anoplopoma fimbria (sablefish) is the source of this 4636-nucleotide messenger RNA. RefSeq names its product glycerol-3-phosphate dehydrogenase 2 (mitochondrial) (gene gpd2). The transcript has 17 exons. Lineage: Eukaryota; Metazoa; Chordata; Actinopteri; Perciformes; Anoplopomatidae. The coding region runs from base 111 to 2294 and encodes 727 amino acids. The record is from RefSeq and is a predicted model, not a curated record. Gene Ontology annotation, molecular function: glycerol-3-phosphate dehydrogenase (quinone) activity; calcium ion binding. Gene Ontology annotation, cellular component: glycerol-3-phosphate dehydrogenase (FAD) complex; mitochondrion. Gene Ontology annotation, biological process: glycerol-3-phosphate metabolic process.
ACUUCCUGGUUGUGGCUGUCAGACACCAGCCACGGUUCGGGACAGCAACCGAUGUCCUUUGUCGUCGCCCUGCGAGUUUUAAUCGGCCACAAAACAAGAAGUCCUGGACGAUGGCGUUCAGGAAGGCUCUGAAGCAGACGGCCGUCAUCGGCGGCGGGGCGGUCGCCACAGUUUUCGGCCUCUCACAGCUGAUCGAGUACAGGAAGACACAGACUCGGUUGGCCCACGUCGCAGCAGAAGCAGAGCUCCGGGUUCCCUUCGCCGACGAGUUCCCCAGUCGGCAGGCCCAGCUGGCGGCGCUGCAGAGCACCGAGGAGUUUGACGUCCUGGUGGUCGGAGGAGGAGCCACGGGGGCAGGAUGUGCCUUAGACGCUGUCACACGCAACCUCAAGACUGCUCUCGUGGAGAGAAACGACUUCUCUUCGGGGACGAGCAGUCGGAGCACCAAGCUGAUCCACGGAGGAGUCCGCUACCUCCAGAAGGCCAUCAUGCAGUUAGACUACGAACAGUACAUGAUGGUGAAGGAGGCCCUCCACGAGCGAGCCAACCUCCUGGAGAUCGCACCUCAUCUAUCUGCACCGCUACCCAUAAUGCUUCCUGUCUACAAAUGGUGGCAGUUGCCUUACUACUGGGCGGGGAUCAAGAUGUACGACCUGGUGGCUGGGAUCCAGAAUCUGAAGAGCAGCUACGUACUCAGUAAGACCAAGGCCUUGGAGCACUUUCCCAUGCUGAAGAAGGACAAGCUGGUGGGAGCCAUCGUCUACUACGACGGUCAGCACAACGACGCCCGUAUGAAUCUGGCCAUCGCCCUCAGCUCCGCCCGCUACGGCGCCGCCGUCGCCAACUACACCGAGGUUGUCCACCUGCUGAAGACCAAGGACCCGCAGACCGGACAGGAGAAGGUGUGUGGCGCCCGCUGCAGGGACGUCCUCACAGGAAAGGAGUUUGACGUGAAGGCCAAGUGUGUGAUCAACGCCACCGGACCGUUCACUGACUCCCUGAGGAAGAUGGACAACGAAGAAACCAAAAACAUCUGCCAGCCGAGCGCCGGUGUUCACAUCGUCAUCCCCGGUUACUACAGCCCCGACAACAUGGGUCUGCUCGAUCCGUCCACAAGUGACGGUCGUGUCAUCUUCUUCCUGCCGUGGGAGAAGAUGACGAUCGCCGGGACGACCGACUCCCCCACCAGCGUGACGGCUCACCCCAUCCCGGGGGAGGACGACAUCAACUUCAUCCUGAGGGAGAUCCGCAACUACCUCAGCCCCGACGUGGAAGUGCGGCGAGGAGACGUGUUGGCGGCGUGGAGCGGCAUCCGUCCGCUGGUGACCGACCCCAACUCCAAGGACACUCAGUCCAUCUGCAGGAACCACAUCGUCAGCAUCAGUGACAGCGGACUGGUCACCAUCGCUGGUGGUAAGUGGACGACCUACAGAUCCAUGGCCGAAGAGACUCUGGACGCGGCCGUCAAAACCCACAGCCUGUCUGCAGAGCCCUGCAAGACCGUGGGUCUGAUGCUGGAGGGAGCCAAGGGCUGGACGCCGACCCUCUACAUCCGCCUGGUGCAGGACUACGGACUGGAGAACGAGGUCGCUAAGCAUCUGGCGGCGACGUACGGCGGAAAGGCGUUCGACGUGGCCAAGAUGGCUCAGGUCACCGGGCAAAGAUGGCCGAUCGUUGGGAAAAGACUGGUGUCUGAAUUCCCUUACAUCGAGGGCGAGGUGCUGUAUGCGAUCAAGGAGUACGCCUGCACCGCCACCGACGUCAUCGCCCGGAGAACGCGCCUCGGCUUCUUGAACGUGCAGGCAGCCGACGAAGCCCUCCCACGCAUCGUUCAGAUCAUGGGCAAAGAGCUGAACUGGAGCGAGGAGCACAAGACGGCCGAGCUGGAAGCAGCCAGGAAGUUUUUGUACCUCGAGAUGGGCUACAGGUCUCGCUCCGAACAGCUGACCAAGACGUCUGAGAUCAACCUGGACAACCAGGAAGUAAUGAGGUACAAGAAGCGCUUCCAUAAGUUUGACAAAGAGAGCAAAGGAUUCAUCACAACCGUCGACGUCCAGCAGGUUUUGGAAAGCAUCAAUGUCCAAAUUGAUGAAAAUGCGCUCCAUGAAAUCCUUAAUGAGGUGGACCUCAACAAGAACGGACAAGUGGAAAUUGAUGAGUUCAUGCAGCUGAUGAGCGCGGUGAAGAAGGGUCAAGUGUCGGACAGCCGUCUGGCUAUUCUGAUGAAAACGGCGGAGGAGACUCUGAAUAAACGAGGUCCGGUGACGGUGGACCGGUCCGGGGGCGGAUUCUGAGCAACCGAGGAUGCAAAAAGAAAAAAAAAAUCAGCUAGUGGUCCUUUAAAAGGUGGUGACAACACAAAGGGUCUCAUGCAAAUGGGGCUAUUUGAAUGACAAUAAUCCAAUCAAGCACGUGCCGGGAUGAUUUUUGGCUGAAUCAAGCGUCGCUCCUGAGUGUGUUUGGAGUGAAAUGGUAUCUAAUGAUUGACGCUGAGGUUUGUUUUUGUCCCGAAGAGUCGAUUCCGUCUGUUUUCUCAACAUCUGGUGCCUCUGGUGUUCCACAACACAUCUGUUUUCUACUGUCUUUUAAACUUUGAUAGUGUGAUCAUUGACAUAAUCUUUGUACUCUCUUCAACACUCCUUUUUAAAACUCCAUUUUUUUUAACACUGAUUGUUGAGGAAACAUUGUCCUCAGUGUGAUGCAGCUUUUUUUCAUGUGGCAACUAAUCAUUUUGAUGUGUUUUUAUUUUACGGCUCCAUUAUUCCUUAAAGUUUACUGGAAAGAAAUGUGUGACAUGGUACCAAUUGUAGGCAAAAUAGAGACAUACGUUUAAAUCAUACAACUAAACAUAAAUGUAGAAUAACGUUCCAGCAAUUAAUGACUAAUAUUAAGAUAUUUUCUUGGUUUAAAUGGAUCAAAUUUUACCUCCAAUCAGUAACAAAUCACCAAUUCUUUCCAGGAAACCAAUGAAAUAACAAUGGACCCCUAAAACAAAGCCUUUGCAUUGUUUGGUUUCUGAUUUUCGCAUGUUACAAUUACUCGUAAAGUAAUAUUUAAUGGUUCUUAAAGCACUCUGAGAUGUUUCUGAAGUACUUCUACUCUGAUCUGGUUACAUCUUCUUGUCUACUGUGUGUUUUCCAUUUAUUGCACUACCAGCAAACUACUAAUACUGAGGUUUACAUGAAGAGGUUUCCAGCUUUAGCGUAAUUGAGGAAGAUGCUUUUUAAUCUGUUCUUUCCAUAUAUAUAUAUAGAUAUUUCUAUUAUUUAUUCUUUUUCCUUAAUGUCACUGCAGCCAAUUAUAGACAAAUACUUUUAAAGAGAUUGAAAUAUGUUGCAUGAGAAAAUCCAAGAUUUUUUUUUAUUUGCAUGCUACAUGUUUAUCUAAAUAAUGUAAAGCAAAAUCUUUAUUUUUACAAAGUGCAUUUGAAGUGGACUUUAUUCUUUUAUUUCUCGUGCUUGUGCAGCAGAGAGAAAGUAAAUAAUCCUGCAUGCUGUUAGCGGAUGUUUUCGUUGUUUGUGUCACAAAUAGGACAUUUUUAAUGUCGCAGCAUGUUUUCAUCCGUUUGUGAUCUUUUAGGAAACGAGAAGGCAGAACACUGUGUGAAUGUGUGAUUAUGUGCCUUCAUGUGACUAAAAAGUGACCCAACUCUUUCACAAUGCCACACUCCAUGUUAACAAAUACAGGAAAUGAUGUUAAAGAAUGUAAAGCUAUUUAAAUAAGAGUUGUUCUAUAAAGAACAGUAUUUCAACUGUAUUGUUUGUUUGUUUUUUAGAACAGAGGUAUUGUUAGAAGGGAUGUGACACCAUGUUGGAGGGGUUAUGAACCAGAAUGGAAAUGUAGUUAUUCUGGAUCAGAUGGUUCCAGUUUUAAAUCCACAUUUUUUUUCCAGCUUUAAAGUAUUUUAUUCAGGUAAAGUUUUUGCGAACUUUACAGCAAAGACCUUAAAUAUUUUUUUUCUUAAAUAGUUUUCUCUGAGCUUUUCUCAGUGGUUGGAUAAAAGGUGAUGUCAUGUACUUCUGAGCACCAAUCAGGAUUGAGGAAGUGGGUUACUUGAGUGUUACAGUAUGUUUUUUUUUUUUUUUUUUUAAAAGCUCCAACACCUUCAAAGAAAAUAUAGAAACAAGAAGUUAAUUAUAUUCCCUCCAACAUGGCAGUAAGUCCAUUCGCACUAAUCCUCAUUACAGACCUCCUGUUGAAGGUUUUAUAUUGUAAAGGAAGUGUGUGUGCGCUUCCUUAUUGCCUUUAUAUUAUGCUUUAUAUUCAUCACUAACAGAUUCAUCAACAUGGACUUAUUCUUAUGCAGUAAACAGAGACAUUCCAAAAGGUUUCCUCCCAUGAACCAUCACUGUAACUCUUCUUGAAGUGUGUGUGUGUGUGUGUGUGUGUGUCAGUGUAUGUUCACAUACACAAUCCCUCCACGCAGAGGACCCUUCAAACUGCCAACUGCUCGUCAAGAAUAGCUCGUGGGCAGCACGACUUAAACCCACAAACCCCCGACGUUUGAUUGUCUCCUGUGGAUGAAAUUACAUCUUUAUCAAAGAGAAUCAUGUUCCAUCUACUGUAAGAAAACCGUGAGCCAGUCUGCAGGUUAAAAAAAAUACAAAAAGCAAUUAUCUAAUUAAAUGUAUCUUGU